Molecule: messenger RNA, 919 nt
Organism: Capsicum annuum
Lineage: Eukaryota; Viridiplantae; Streptophyta; Magnoliopsida; Solanales; Solanaceae
Product: RING-box protein 1a
Exons: 5
Coding region: 309-659 (116 amino acids)
Biological process (GO): protein ubiquitination; ubiquitin-dependent protein catabolic process
Cellular component (GO): nucleus; cullin-RING ubiquitin ligase complex
Molecular function (GO): zinc ion binding; ubiquitin protein ligase activity; cullin family protein binding
Source: RefSeq, a predicted model, not a curated record
GAACGAUCAAAUAUAUAACUUCUCCUUUUAUGAAUCACCCAAAAUAGUAGCUCACGAUUAUUUAAUAUUUUCAAUAGAGCAACCAAACCUAUAACGUCCCCUCUAAAGUAGCUCCAUUGUAGAGAAAUUUGGCAAUUGGUCCCAAAAAGUAGGCUAAAACUCCUUAUUCAAACGGGCUUCCAUUGAAGCCCAAUUCAUCUCAAGCCCAAUCCAAAGCCCAUUAACUUAUCCAUAUAUUUACCUCUUUCAUUCUAUAAAUUCAGUACAAAAUUAAUUUUCAAAAAAAAAAAUUAAAAGUAAAAUUUUCAAUGGCGUCACCGGAUACCGAUGUUCCGAUGGUUCCCGCCGGCGAAGGUUCUACCGGAGCUGGAACAUCUACUAAAAAGGCGAAGCGAUUUGAGAUCAAAAAGUGGAAUGCUGUUUCGCUUUGGGCUUGGGAUAUUGUGGUAGAUAAUUGUGCCAUCUGUAGGAAUCACAUCAUGGAUCUCUGUAUCGAGUGUCAAGCUAAUCAAGCUAGCGCAACAAGUGAGGAAUGCACAGUUGCUUGGGGGGUUUGUAACCAUGCAUUCCACUUCCAUUGCAUCAGUAGGUGGCUCAAGACUCGUCAAGUAUGCCCUCUUGAUAACAGCGAGUGGGAGUUUCAGAAGUAUGGUCACUAGAAUUUACUGUUGGUGUACAGUGGAUGGGAGGAGUUUCAGAACAACGAUCAAUUCUGCUGCCGCCUUAUGUUCCUUUCUUUUUUGCUCUGCAAAUAUGCAAAGUAAUGACUUGAACUAUGUUUUUAAUUGUCGCAUGUCUGUUUUAGAAUAUCCAAAGUAAUGUCUCAUGCUAAUUCUGUAGAAAUAGAAUCAUCUUUGACGAAUUUGGCGAUGAUACUAUUGGUCAUCGAUUUAGGAAUGAAAGAAACCGAUUCUGGGAA